Molecule: messenger RNA, 704 nt
Organism: Pyrus x bretschneideri (Chinese white pear)
Lineage: Eukaryota; Viridiplantae; Streptophyta; Magnoliopsida; Rosales; Rosaceae
Product: transcription factor PAR1
Exons: 1
Coding region: 227-529 (100 amino acids)
Biological process (GO): regulation of DNA-templated transcription
Source: RefSeq, a predicted model, not a curated record
AUGGCUCGGCUCACAUGGCCCCGUCGUCCUGUUUAGUAGUUUUGCCUUCAUUUAUAGAGCACUGCAUUAGCCUAGCCCUCCCAUCAUUCAUCAUCUCUCUCAAUUUUAGAACCAAACUUUCAACAAAUCAUUCUUUCUCUGGUUUUUUUGGCAAUUUUUGUUCUGCCUUUGCCUUUGUGUUACAUUAUUUGCACUAGCUAGCAAACCUUGGAAAACACCAUACAAUAUGAAUAAUUAUUCUUUGAAUAAUUUUCAUGGCCUGAGAGGCUAUUCUUCUUCUUCUUCUUUUUCAUCUAAGAUGAAGACGAUGAAGAUGAGGAGGAGGCAGAGGCGGAGGCAGGUGGCGAGGGGCCGCGGUGGAGGAGGCAGGUCGAGGGUGCAGGUGAAGGUGAAGAAGCUGCAAAUGUUGAUUCCGGGAGGGAAAGGGUUGAAGGCGGACCAGCUUUUUCUUCAAACCGCAGAUUAUAUACUCCAGCUGAGGUUGCAGGUUAAUGUUUUGCAAGCGCUUUCCAAGAUUUACAAGCUAUGAGAUGGGUCUACUUGUGAAUUGUGAUGCCAUGCAUUUCGAUCUUAAUCAGUUUAUUAAAUUAUGUAUGAUGGUAAUUAAAUGUAUGUUCUUUCUCUUAAUUAUAUUAAUUUCCACCCGGCCCGCUAUAUAUAUAUAUAUGUAUGGCCUUAAUCGAUUGCCAUUUGGUUCCAUAUAA